AUGACCUAUGAAAACGUGAUGAACAAUGUGCCCGCGGAACGCGAGGAGGAGCUGGCCCUCUCGGCCGGCGAGGAGUUGGCCGCCCAGAAGCGCGAACAGAGACUGCGCAAGUUCCGGGAGCUGCACCUGAAACGGAAUGAAGCUCGAAAAUUAAAUCGCCAGGAAGUCGUGGAGGAGGAUAAAAGGCUUAAGUUACCUGCGAAUUGGGAAGCCAAAAAAGCCCGUUUGGAAUGGGAAUUGCGGGAAGAAGAAAAGAAAAAGGAAUGUGCAGCAAGAGGAGAAGACUAUGAGAAAGUGAAGUUGCUGGAGAUCAGUGCAGAAGAUGCAGAAAGGUGGGAGAGGAAGAAGAAGAGGAAAAACCCUGAUCUGGGCUUUUCGGAUUAUGCUGCUGCCCAAUUACGGCAGUACCACCGGUUGACCAAGCAGAUUAAGCCUGACAUGGAAACCUAUGUGAGACAGCGGGAAAAGCACGGAGAAGAAUUUUUCCCAACAUCCAACAGUCUUAUCCACGGAACGCACGUGCCUUCCCCUGAGGAGGUCGACAGGAUGGUCAUCGAUCUGGAGAAACAAAUUGAAAAACGUGACAAAUACAGCAGAAGACGUCCGUACAAUGACGAUGCUGAUAUCGACUACAUCAAUGAAAGGAACGCCAAGUUCAACAAGAAGGCAGAGAGGUUCUAUGGGAAAUACACCUCAGAAAUUAAGCAGAACCUGGAAAGAGGAACCGCUGUCUGAUCCCGAUUGGGAGCUGUUUUUAGAAGCUGGGAACUUUGUGCUAACAACUCGACGUUUUCUUCGACAUUCUACCAUAAAACCAGGAUUCGAUCUUCGCCUUCCCACUCAGCAUUUAGAAAUAAAUGUUUUUUCGUAAACAUAUAUGUGCAGGUAUACUUCCGCAGUUUUGUCCUUGGAUAUAAGAUGUAUUUCUUGUAGCGUACUUGUUUUGUAAAACUCUACUUUGCAUAAAUUCUAAUUACAUUAUUUUUCUAUGUA
Molecule: messenger RNA, 993 nt
Organism: Echinops telfairi (small Madagascar hedgehog)
Lineage: Eukaryota; Metazoa; Chordata; Mammalia; Afrosoricida; Tenrecidae
Gene: SYF2
Product: SYF2 pre-mRNA splicing factor
Exons: 7
Coding region: 1-735 (244 amino acids)
Cellular component (GO): catalytic step 2 spliceosome; post-mRNA release spliceosomal complex; Prp19 complex
Source: RefSeq, a predicted model, not a curated record